GCGGCCAUUUACACAUAACCUAUGUAAUGUUUCUUGAUUUUCUUUUGUGCCAGUUUUAGUUAUUAUAUAAACAAAUAAAUUUCAAAAUGUUUUCAAGACUUGUGUCAGGAUUGUUAACAACCACUAGGUUGGUUGCUCCCCAGUUGCCUCAAGUGCUCCCGGCCAACACAAUGCACUCCCUAGUGUCUUCAGCCCAAGCCCUAGUUCCAGUUCUACCGAAUGCAGGAGGCCUAUUUUCUUUAACAUCGAUUAGAACAAAAAUUCGAAUCCACUUCCCAAGGCCCAACGAGAGGAGGCGAGUGAAAAGACAUGGCUGGGAAUUCAGGAUGUCGACGACUAAUGGCAGGAGAGUCAUCAUGAGGAGGAUUUUGAAAGGGCGUCAUGUUUUAACACACUAGAUAAAUGAUAACAAUAGGUAGUUUAAUUUUGAUAUUUAGGUAGAAAUAAAUUGUAAAUGAA
Molecule: messenger RNA, 459 nt
Organism: Ctenocephalides felis (cat flea)
Lineage: Eukaryota; Metazoa; Arthropoda; Insecta; Siphonaptera; Pulicidae
Gene: mRpL34
Product: 39S ribosomal protein L34, mitochondrial
Exons: 2
Coding region: 87-398 (103 amino acids)
Biological process (GO): translation
Cellular component (GO): ribosome; mitochondrial large ribosomal subunit
Molecular function (GO): structural constituent of ribosome
Source: RefSeq, a predicted model, not a curated record